Messenger RNA from Tachysurus fulvidraco (yellow catfish), 4807 nucleotides. RefSeq lists its product as uncharacterized. NCBI's taxonomy places the organism in Eukaryota, Metazoa, Chordata, Actinopteri, Siluriformes, Bagridae. The coding region runs from base 2214 to 3341 and encodes 375 amino acids. The record is from RefSeq and is a predicted model, not a curated record. The transcript is spliced from 4 exons.
CCAUCAGAGAGGUAAAGUGAGCACUCACACAGAAACUCCAACCUGCUUCAAGAAUGCACCAUCCUCACUGUGCCAAAAAAAUCUUUGGUGUCUUUACUUCAAUGAUUAUCAUCCAGUCACACAAACACCCAUCUCUACAUGAGACUCAUGAUGAGGCAUAUCAAGACCCUGUGGACCCUGUGACUGCCCCCACUGGACCCUCUGUAGUUUGUUUAUCAUCACAACAACUCCACACACAACAUCAUCACCUUCCUCCAUCUGGUCCUUUUAGGGAUCUCGCCCCCUAUUGCAGGUUUUUCGCCUACAUGACCUACCCAACAAAAAGUGGUACAGCUCCCACAUACUCUGUUCACUCUGCUCACUCAUAACUGUGCAGUUAUACACAGCUCAAACAACAUCAUCAAGCUCACCAAUGACAUGACAGUGCUGUGUCUCACCAGCAAGAACAAACUGUCAGCAUACAGAGAAGAGAGAAAACAGCUAAUAGCCUCAUAUAGAGCCAUCUGUCUCUGAACAUGGGCAAAACAAAAAACGAUGAUUGUUGACUUCAGGAAGGCAGAGUGGCCAUGCUCUGAUGAAGAUUUACUUGAAGAUCCUCCAUCAAGAGCACCAAACAUCCUUGAUGUUCACCUAGCAGAGAAUCCCAUCUGAUUCUUCAACAUUAGCUCCACCAAGAACAAAGCUCUGCAGCAUUUCUACAUUUUACAAAGUCUGAGGAAAGCCCAUCUCCCACCCCUAUCAUUAUCAUGUUUUACUGACUGACUAAUGAGAGUUUACUGAGCAGCUGCAUCACUGCAUGUUCUGCAAAGUCCCUGCAGUAGAUAGUGAGGGCAGCUGAGAAGAUCAUCAGCAGUCUCAUUUACACCACAUGCUGCAUCUGCAAGGCCAACAGCAUUGUGGAGGACCCCACACACACCUCACACACACUCUACACACUCCUGUUGUCUGUAAAAAGGUACCGAAGCGUUCAGGUCUUCACAACCAGACUAUGUAACAGUUUCUUCCCUUUACACCUUUACACUCAGUCUGCAAUCGUUGCACAUUAAUUUUUUCUACAUUCUUUGGGAUCCUGCUACAAAAAAAACAACUUUUCACACACCAUCAGAUGUCAUACUGAUCAGUGCUAUCUUCAUGUAUCUGUCUUGUUAUCUGUCUGUCAUGACUUGCAUUGUAUAUUCCCAGUCAACCCGUGAGAUCAUGCAAUGAUCACAGUGACAUCACACAAUCCUCAUACUGUGAUCCUCAGCAUGUGUGUAAAGCGUGAGCUCAAUGUGAGUUUAUCUGAUCCUCAUACUGUGAUCCUCAGCAUGUGUGUAAAGCGUGAGCUCAAUGUGAGUUUAUCUGAUCCUCAUACUGUGAUCCUCAGCAUGUGUGUAAAGCGUGAGCUCAUUGUAAAUGCUUCACACUCCGGUCCAGUUGGUGGUUUUAAAUGCACCAUCUAAGCUGGUCUUCCAACCACCAUAAAACAUUUAAAGAAGAAGAAAAAGUUGUGCAUGGGAUUGUUACACCGCAGAAAUGGAUUUGGAAACAAAAAUUAAGGCAUUGAAAAGACAGCAACAAAAAGCUCGUAGAAAAUCAAAAAAGAUCAUUUUGGCUCUUCAGAAAAAAAAUGAAAACACUUCUGAUAGUGAACACUCCUCCAGAGAACUUGAAUCAGACUACUCAUCAGACGACUCAGGAAAUAUGCUGAAUGUUGUGGAGCAGCAUCUAAAUGAAGACUUGCAAGAACAGUAUGAUUCAGAAUCACAACAGAAUACCAUAAUUAAUAUGCAAGAUCAAGUGCUAUGGUAUGAAAUUGAUAGACUAAAUGAUUCCAUGGAUGUUACCAGUGAAAGUAACUCAGAGCUAGCUUUGUCUCUGGAGAAAAAGCUGUCUGAGUGGGCAAUGAAAUUCAACAUCUCCAUGACCUCUCUCACUCAUUUGCUUAAGAUUUUGAAGGAACAUGACAUUGAUGUUCCAGCAGACGGACGAACACUAUUGAAAACACUUCGUUCUGGCAGUUUGAGAAUAACAGAAAAAUCAGGUACAUUUUAACUUUGAAAAUGUCCAUGCACUCAUUUGGCAAUAUUAUUCAGAAAUUUCACUGAACUGUAAAAUCUUGUUUUUGAUAGCUGGCAAAUACACAUAUUUUGGGUUAAAGGAAGGUCUUACACAUACUCUGUCUGAGCAAGACACUUCAAAAUACGACCACUUUGAGAUUUCUUUGAAUAUUGAUGGCCGAUAUUGAUGAAUAUUUCAAGUCCAAAAACCUCACAAUGUGGCCACUUCAGUGUGCUGUCAUCAACCUUGAUGAAGUGAAAAACAGUCCUUUUGUUGUUGCUCUGUUUUCUGGAGCAAAGAAACCAAAUGAUUUGGAGUUUUUGAGGGAUUUUAUGGAGGAGCUGCAAGAACUGAUGGAAACAGGCUUUAAAGGCAAGAGAAUUGUCCUCAAAAACAUCAUAUGUGAUGCACCAGCACGAGCCCUCAUCAAAGGAAUAGUUCAGUUUAAUGGCCGCUAUGGCUGUGACUUUUGUGAUGUAAAGGGAGUUCAUGAGAGCAAAAUGCUUUUUUUGUAUCAAGGAAAUCUCAGAACCAAUGAGUCAUUUAGACAGAAGACAAAUCUUGAACAUCACAAAACAGAUAGCAUUCUUUUGAAUCUGGACAUUGAUAUGAUCAGGCAGUUCCCAAUAGAUCCCAUGCAUUGUGUAGAUCGAGGAGUGACUAAGCGAAUGUUGAUGCUGUGGAAAGAAGGACCUUUGGCCCAUAGAUUAUCAGCUGGAUAUCUUAGCACCAUUACUUAUUUUCAUCAAGCUUUCCGACAUCACAUACCUCCUGAAUUCAAUAGGAAACCCAGGGGGUUAGAUGAACUGAAGCACUGGAAAGCAACUGAAUUCCGAACAUUUUUGCUUUAUACUGGACCAGUGAUUUUGAAAUAUGUUCUCGAUAAGGAGAAGUAUAUUCACUUCCUUUUACUUAGUAUUGGAAUGCGCAUCUUGUACAGUGAAAACCUAAUGGAGCAUCGUGAUUAUGCAGAUGAGCUGUUAACAUAUUUUGUUGAAAAAGGUAGCAGCCUGUAUAGCAUGAGUUUCAUCUCAUAUAAUGUGCAUUGCUUGCUACAUCUCACUGAUGUUGCAAAUUACAACAGAUCAUUACACUAUUGUUCAGCGUACAAGUUUGAGAACAAUAUGGGUCAAAUCAAGAGGUUUAUCCGCGGUUCAAGUGAUCCACUGAUUCAAGUAGCUAACAGAUUGGCAGAGAGGCAAGCAAUAUCAAGUUCUAAGAAAUCAAAUGUUAACUCUGGUACGCCAAAGACAAAAGAAUGUUACAGAAUGACCAAUGAUAGCUACUGCCUUAUACAUUGAGUUCAAGAAAAUCUGAUUUUUUUGUGAGGUUUUUUGCAGAAUGGAACCUUUGUACACUAAGCCAUGUGACUCCAGAAUAAUUGGCAUAUUCAAAGGAUUUCGGAAUCACACUAAAAUGUUACAUACUGACACCACUCAACUGGGACAUAAAGCAAUCAUGAUACCUUUGUCCUUGAUUGAUAAAGAUGAAUACAAUGCGGUAGCGUCUAUACCGCUCAUGCAUUCAGUUUGAUUAGUUAGUCAAGUAAGUCAGUAAGGCAGGGUUUUUGCCUUUUUUAUUGCAUGUUAUCCUGAUUUUGAUCCAAAGACUAUGAAUAAUGUGUGUGUGUGUGUGUGUGUGUGUGUGUGUGUGUGUGUGUGUGUGUGUGUGUGUGUGUGUGUGUGUGCGUGUGUUUUUUUUUUUUUUUCAUUGUACCAAACAAUUAAAGUGAACCACCUACAUGUGCAUUGUGGAUAAAACGAUCAGGGAAAAAACGGUUUAAUUGAUGUAGAAAAAUAAAUAGAGAAACAAUAUACAGUAACUGAUUUAGAUAAAUGCAAUUUCACUGACCUUAUGUAUGUAAUUUUGAUAACAGGGAAGGAACCAAAGGAAACAAAAUGCAAAGUCACCAUGGAGAAAUUGUUUGAUCUGAAUACUAAGAUACUCCAACAAAUUCAAAUGCUGGAACAGAGACAAGCUGUCAUCGUGAAUGACUUGGCAAAAGUUAAGUCUGUUCUCAUGAAGCGGGCAGAAGAAGAUGCCCAUGAGGAACUUUUUAAACAACAACAGUGCUCCAGCUUUGAAACGUUUGAAGCCUUCUUAUCGAGAGCUUUAUGUACACUAUCUCAUCCAUACUCACGGCAGCUCCAGUAUAGGUGAGAUGGUGAGACAGGCUUUAAAAAGCAUAGCGUCAGACAAUGUUCUCUGUCUGUAUAACAGAACGGGGAAAGAUGGGAAGAAGGUGUUGCCACCUGUGCUCCUGAUAUGUUUGAAAAGUAAGUGUUUAAGUUUUGGUUUGUGCAUCUGGAUGCUGCUAUAGAAAUUGUAAUGUUAACACCUUGCUCUUUGUGUUUUUAGAAUGUGUCAGGUCUUUUCACAAACAAAAUGAAAUAGAGGUGAAGAAGCUAAAAGUAACCACCAGAACAACACCAGACACGGAAUGUAUUCGCCAAGUAGUAAUUUUUUGUCCAACGCCAACACCAGGCUGAAAAGGAAACCAAAUAAAGAAAAAACCUGACUUUUUGUUUGUUUGUUUUUAUUGAUGGAAAUAAAGAAUGUGGGUGUAAAAGUUUGAGUUAACUGAAUUUUAGAUAACAGUGAACUAACACAAUUAUUGCAUAGUGGUGUUAUAUGGUGAUCUCACAGUAUGAGCACACAGUGACCACAGUAUGAGCACACAGUGACCACAGUAUGAGAACACAGUGACCACAGUAUGAGCACACAGUGACCACAGUAUGAGCACACAGUGACCACAGUAUGAGCACAC